GCCCCCGAAGGAGCGAACCCGAGUCGAGUCGAGUCGAGCGAGCGAGCGAGCGAGCGAUUCCGGUCUCUUCGUGGUCGAGAUCGCCCGCGUCCUCGUCGUGUACGUGCGGGUGGACGCGCGCGCGCGCGCGCGUGUGUGAGCCCCGAGUGGAAUACGAGACCGAGAAAACGUGUCCUUCGCGAGAGUUGCGCAACCGGCGCUCCCGUGCCCUUCCAAGAUGGGUUAAACGUGGUUUUCCGCGAGUGUGAUUUUUGAUCUCGCCUAUUCAGUGACGUGAAUACGAUUGCAGACGUGCACAGUGAAAUUCCACGACGAAUUGUUCGUCCUUCGCAAGAGAGAGAGAGAAAGAUCGGUAACCGCCGUUGUCCGAAGUCGUCGGCAUUCCGGAGUCGUCUGCUCGCGUUCAGGGCGAAUGAACUGCGCACGGUGAUGAUAGUUCUCCGCAGCGCGGCGAUGCGCGAGUAAUGAGGGAGCUGCGUGAUCGACCGAGCACGACCGGCGGUGAUCGAAAGAAAGAAGGAGAGAGAGGGGGAGAGAAAGAAAGAGAAAUUAUAUAUAUCUAACCUCGACCUCCAAGUGUCGGGUUGUUGUGUGGUAGCGUGCGGGGCACAACGACGUCGUGAUCACGCCACGCUGUUAUAGACGGAUGUUCGACGGUGCGGGACGUGUCGCGGUAACGAGGGCCCUCGUGAUGUACGGCGUUUAGUAUUACUUUGUAAGGCUGCAACCCCCCUGGAAACGGAGUACCUUGUAACGUACCAAAUAGCAAAACCUAUUAACCGAACGUGCAAUAAUCUCUUCUCGAUUUCGCUUAACGGAGUCUAUGUUCUAAGGAAGAGCUUAAUCUCGCGAUAGGAAGAUCCUGGAUUAAUUGGAGAACCAUCGGGGACUUCGCGGAACCGUUCGUAAGCUGUGUCUCGCAGGCUCAACAAGUGGACCGUCGUCGUCUCGUAGUCGAUUCCGCUAAAACCGCUUUUCCCGGAUUAUCAGGAAACGGAAUCUUAGACGUCACCGCGAUCGAGAUCCGCAGGUCUAAGUUUCGGCGUUACGCGCUCUUCCGAGCUCGGAGUACCGAUCGAUUUCGGAGCACCGCGGGGUUGCGUUAAACACGCAACAAGUUGAGGAGGAGCACGUGGCGAGAGCAGCGCGUUCGAAUCAAUUAAAGUGUUUGUCCUUACGUAAGAGCAUCACCCGGUGACGCGCGCAUUAGCGCGAUAACAUUUGCUCGUCGCCGAUAAGGGCUUCGAGAUUUUGCGACGAGCAGACAAUAAGUCGCGAGAGAGCGGUCAGUCGAUAAACAGCGGCUCAACGCGACGCAAGUGUAUAUCUCUCCGCGAGAAUUCCGAAAAGCUUGACGCUUCGAAUUCGCGUUUUUAAUCGCGCUCCGAACGCCAGUUCCGUAAAUCGCGAUAUCGAACUCGCAGGCCCGAGUUUCGCAGGUUCGAGAGAAUUUCCGAUCUCUAUAUAUUCUUCGAAGUUCGCAGCAUCGCGACAGUGCGCGAUGUAGACAACGUUAUUCGAGGUAUCGACGCGAGAGUAUUCUUAAAGGAGUCUUUGUCGAGGGGGCAGAAAGCGGAGGUACUCCGGAAAUUCCUCUCCCCCUCCGGAAGAGAGGGCUCAAUUACUAGUGCGGCAGGGCUGCAAGCGACUUUGAAUGACCUUCGUAUUCUGCGGCUUCGUCUUCGACUCGUCCGACGAGAAGACGAGACAAAUGCCGGUCGCUUCGGAGGACUGGGUGCCCCACCCGGGCGCCAAGAUAACCAGUUCCAUCACCACCGUCAAGGGUGCCACCAUACAGAGCACGACGACGGCCUGGAUGUCGCCCUACAGCAGGACGGCACCGCCGGAUCGCGGUGGGUCCAACAAUAAUAACAACAAUAACAACAACAACGGCGUGGUUAUUUUGGAUGGCUGCAGACCACCGGCGGCCACGACGGCCAGGAGAUUCUUCAGGUGGUUUAGCAGAUUAGGGCAACCGCCGAUAGGCAAGACAGGGGUGCUGGAGAUGGCGGCCACCGAGAGCACGAUCCGAUUUAGCGGCCACACGUUGGACAAAGCGACCAAGGCUAAGGUAACGCUGGAGAACUACUACAGCAAUCUGAUAGCGCAGCACAUCGAGCGGAAGCAGAGGCUGGCGAAGCUCGAGGAGUCCCUCAAGGAUGAGGGCCUCUCGGAGCAGCAAAAGCAGGAGAAGAGGCUGCAGCAUGCCCAGAAGGAGACCGAGUUCCUCCGGCUGAAACGGUCCAGGCUUGGCGUCGAGGAUUUCGAGCCUCUCAAGGUCAUUGGCAGGGGGGCGUUCGGCGAGGUGAGACUCGUGCAGAAGAAGGACACUGGACACGUAUACGCGAUGAAGAUCCUCCGGAAAGCGGACAUGCUCGAGAAGGAGCAAGUCGCGCACGUCAGAGCGGAGAGGGACGUUCUCGUGGAAGCGGACCAUCAGUGGGUCGUGAAGAUGUACUACAGUUUCCAGGAUCCUAUAAAUCUCUAUCUAAUAAUGGAGUUUCUGCCCGGCGGUGACAUGAUGACGCUGCUCAUGAAGAAGGACACGCUUUCCGAGGAGUGCACGCAAUUUUAUAUUUCCGAAACGGCAUUAGCGAUCGACUCCAUACACAAAUUAGGUUUUAUUCAUAGAGACAUCAAGCCAGACAACCUGUUGCUGGAUGCACGGGGCCACAUAAAACUUUCUGAUUUUGGGCUGUGCACGGGUUUGAAGAAAUCACAUAGAACUGAUUUCUACCGAGACCUGAGUCAAGCGAAACCUUCCGAUUUCAUGACAUCAUGCGGGAGUGGAAGCGGUGGUGCGAUGGACAGCAAAAGGAGAGCCGAGAGCUGGAAGAGAAACAGGAGAGCGCUGGCUUACAGUACGGUAGGCACUCCAGACUACAUUGCGCCGGAAGUGUUUCUGCAAACAGGUUACGGACCGGCUUGCGACUGUUGGUCCCUGGGAGUUAUCAUGUACGAGAUGCUUAUAGGAUAUCCACCAUUCUGUAGUGAGAAUCCACAAGAGACGUAUAGAAAAGUAAUGAACUGGCGAGAAACGUUAGUGUUUCCGCCGGAGGUUCCCAUUAGCGAAGAGGCUAAAGAUACCAUUAUCAGAUUUUGCUGCGAAGCCGAUAGAAGAUUAGGGGCACAAAGAGGCAUCGAAGAGCUCAAGUUAGCGCCCUUCUUCCGCGGUGUCGAUUGGGAGCACAUCAGGGAAAGACCAGCCGCCAUACCGGUCGAGGUGCGUUCCAUCGACGACACGUCAAACUUCGACGAAUUUCCAGACGUGAAAUUAGAGAUACGUACGUAUAUCUUGUCCUCAUCCGCGCCGAUGCCACAGGACGGCGAAGUAAUAUACAAGGACUGGGUAUUUAUUAAUUACACCUUCAAGCGCUUCGAGGGUCUGACACAACGGGGCACGCCGACCAAGAAAUAGCAACCCCUCACUUCCUGCUCGAUCAACAGCGCCGUCGUCAAUCAGCAGCCAGCUGACGUGAUCGAAAUUCCGGCCUUGGUACAUCAUCCUCAUCCGCCAUCGUCGACGGCAAUGGUGUCGCGUAUGACGGACGGUUGAUCCUGUCUCUUGGACGCAGUUCAAGUAUCGGACACAAGUCAUUCUUAUUUGUAUAUAUGUGAUGACCAUGGAUUGUCAUAAAUACGCGCAGCAUCAAUCACGGAUAUCGACAGUUGCGAGCGAGGCGAAGAGCACGAUCCAACCGAAAGCCCGGACAAGCGGAUGGAUACGCGAGAGUAUAGCGAUAAAGGUGCACAAUACACGAAUAUUGCAUGCCUCAACGCGUGCGUCGAUAACGCGUGAUAAGGCGAUGCGAGCGAAGUUUUGUGUGACUUACACGGUGAUCCUCGUUUGUAUCCCCGUCGAGAAGCAUUAUUCUUUACUCUUGUCGUGCCGCGGAGGAGGCGUUUUGUGCGAAGCGUAGCAUAAUAAGCUCUCUGUGGUAAUGGUAUUAAACGGAAACGAUCGGAGGGAGCCUCGGUCCCGUGAUCCUCACACGUACUUCUUAUUUAUCUACGCGACGCGCGUGUCAACAAAAUUUUAUUGCGCGAAAUACGCUCGGCUAAGCUCUCGAAUCAAGCUCUCUCUCUUUUUCUAUGUUCAAACGUUGUAUUUAUAAUUAACUCUCUGUGAUAUGUGAAGUUGUUGAAAAUAUCCGCUACCUUCGGACCUUUUUGUCUGUUAGCGGAUGUCUACGCUUUUAUUGAUGUUGUAUAUAUGUGAUUAAUCGUAUUUCGAUAUGUCUUGAAAAUUUAAAAGUUGUUACGAUGGAAUUUUAUAAUAUUAUGUAUUUUUGCGCUACUUUUGAGAGCUUAGAUCCGUUCACGAAACUGAGGGAAUUAUUGACGGAAUUAAUGACACGCGCGCGAAGCUUUUCAUAUGUAAACAAAUAAUAUAUAUUUCCUAAUAUAUAUUUUACAUGUUUUAUCAUUGCAUUUCAGCAUUGUGUAAUGGGGUAUACUUUCGGUACCGGGUCUCUCUCUUUCUCUUUAUCUCUCUUUCUCUUGUAAGGCAAUAAUAAACAUUUAGCCGUGUCUGAAUACACGAUAAAGGAUGCUAGGCUUUAAAAGAUACCGUAAAAAGGCGUAAGAAGGGAGAGAGAAAGAUUACACUUGUAAGAUUCAGGGCUCCUUCGUUGCCUUAUUAAGGUUCCUAACAGACAGCCCAACAAAACCCGUACGUUUAAACGAAAGAGAUGAGCCAGACAUGCCACUUCUUCGACGGAAAACGAUGAGGAAAUAAGGCAGUGUGUUACGAACGAUGUAGAAAAUCGUACGCACGUGUAUUUUAACACUCGAUGAAACCGAAUACCUUUUCUUUCGAUCGCACUGUGAACAAUUUUACGAUAUACAUUUCGUAGUUUUGCUGACAACCAGGGCACCUUGGUAAUAAAAUAGCGUAAUAACGAUAAAGACUAGGUAACAUUUAAGAUAACAAACAUACAUUCACACAGAAGUACCUAUAACAUUAAACAAAGGAAAUGCACGCGUGCGCAUUCGAAACGUAAUUGCGUUUUGGAUAAUAUAGUACAUGUAUAAAAAGAAAAAAGAAAAUUCUCAACGCUCCUUCCACGUUAACGUUCCGGCGUGUCUCCACUUAAUAAUCACGCAAUCACGCUGUACUGUACAUUCGACGAAGAGAUUAGUUUCGUACGACUACUCCGCCUGCGUAUGUAUCUUAACGCCGUUUACUGAAUAAAGUUUCUCCAGGUAGUUUAAAUAAAGCAGAGAGCGCCUAGAUUACGGUGUACUACCAGUUAAGCCAGUAAUUUAAACAAAGAGAAAAAAGAAAGGAAGAAAAUCACCCGCGAAAUGAAGCUAGUAGAAAAAAAAAGAUGAAAGCUAUUUUCUGCAGUAUGCUAGGAGUUAAAUCGACGAGUGUAACGUGUAAGCGGGAAAGUUAGGGAGCUACGGAAUACUUUAGUCUCUCCUUGUCGCCAUUGAGUACAGAUGCUCUGACGUCCAUGCUACUAAGUAAAAGAAAAGAAAAAAAAACGAAGAAGUGAUCGCAAUUUAUUUAUUUAAAGAGAAAGUCUAAUUAAAUGAUACAACAAUAGCCACGAGAUGCCUUCGACGCAACAAGUUUCGGUGCCCUGGAACAGUGCAUAUAUAUAAACAUAUAAGUAUAUAUGUAAAAAAAGUAUAUAUAUAUACAUAGAGAUACCUUUUAGCAAAGAGAGAGGGAAGUGUAAUAUGCGCUAAAUUUAGGUGUUGAAUUAUAGGUGUGCUCUGAAUUCGAGGUCAGGUGGGUGUACAUUUUUUUCUUUUUUUUUUUCUGAAAGCGAGAGAGAGGGAACGAGCGAUUAUAACAUAAGCGGAGUGGUGACGAGAUGUAUGUACGCACGUAUCGAGUUAUUACACAUUUGAUGUAAAACGUAAUUCUGAGGACACGUGAGAGGGAAAUCUCCAAGUUAGACUUAACGGUAUUGAUUAUCGGUGUACACUGUAAAUACUGACGAGGCAACUAAAUAUUAUUAAGAGCAAAGGCAGUUUGAGCUCCGGUGUUUAAUUGGUUACCGCUGUACUGCCAUCCUCGACUUUUUAUUAUUGUAUAUCGCGCAUGAUGAAUCGCAUUACGGGUGUGUUAAACGUACGGUAUAUCAUCCAAUCACACGUUUUUGCUCGUGUUUACGCUAGUGUUCUUAUCAUUGUACGAAUACUGAUUAGUUGUUAAUUUUACGGUUAAUUUAAAUGAAAGAAACCGCGAUAGAUCUCUCCUAGCUAAUUCGUACUAAUUAGUUGUUAAGUUACUCUUUUUUUCUUCGGGGGGCGAGGAGCCUCUUAUUUUUUUUUUCUUCUUUUUCUUUCUUUUCUCUCGUCGAAUAGGAGUCGCUUCCUACACAUUCGCGUCUUCUGUCUCUCUUGUAGCUGUCAUCUUGUCGAGUUUCGUUCAUGUGAUUUCUUUCUGUCGCGAUAUGGUAGGAUUCUCGGAUUAUGUAAUAUCAUACAUAUACGAUUAAUCACACGCACACGCACGUAUAUCGACCGCAUGUAGCAAAGCGGAACAAUUAUUUCUUCGCGUUCGAAUAUCGAGAGGAGCCGUUUCUUCGGUUGUUUAAUCGAUACACUUUAAGCCUGGAUGAGUAAUGUUUCGAAGUUACAAAUACUGAGAUCAUCGGUUAAAAUCUGCGCGUGAGAUUAUUUUAGAAAGACUUUUGCUGAAGCGUGUCUCGGGAGAGAGGCAUGGAAAUUCUCUUACAAGAAUAAAGCUCUUCCCACUGAAGAAUAAAUAAUUAAUAUUGAAUCUUAACACGUCUAUAAAAAGUCAUGAAUAGAACAAAAUCAUUUCCUUAAAUACUAGAUAAAAAGUUGGCUAUGAUUCAAUUCUUUUAUUGUCUUUUUAGACAGAGAAUUAAAUGAUAGACGCGCUAAUUUGAGGCAGGUAAGUGAAUUUCGAAACAAAUCGGCGAUGUACAAAUAUUAAUACUAGACUUAAUGCUAAACUAUUCUAUAUUGAUCAUAUAUUUCACAAUUACAAUUUAAACAAGCAAAUGAUGGAAAAGCAACGAUCUGGUUAUUUUGUUUGAUUAAAAUUACGUCACGAGCGAUAGCUCAGUUAUUUUAAGUCAAGCUAGGUAAACAUCUAAAACUGCAAAGAUUAGUGUUGCCGAUCUGAUGAUAUGAAAGCCACUUCUCGGAUGGAUUGUUUAUCGUGGAAUCUAUUGCCUUCUGCAUAUUACUCAUCCAGGAUCAAGGAGGAUCGCACGCGAUGACGAUCCUUCGAUUGCCCCCGUGUGCGAAAUAACGAUUUGCGCAAAGUGCUCUUGGAUAAAUAUUUCGUUGCGCUUAUCAUUUUACAACGCUUAAAAUCUAGAACUGCGGAUUGAGGCGUAACGAAGCUUAAGAAGAAACCGUUCUCAAACUGAAAAUAAUAUAGUAAAUUACAAAAAAGGACAUUCAGAAGAAAGCAAAGGAAAAGUUCAAAAAAUUCUAUAAUUUAAAUAUGUAUAACUUACGCUAAUUAUAAGUUAUAAAUAACAAAUAUCGAAUAGCUGCUGUAUUUAUUCGGACUACAAUGAUUGUAGAAAAACAGCUAGAGAAAGAGAAACCAUUAGAAUUAUAUCAGAUUUGUUUCACAAACGUACAACUUGUGUCCAACAUCAAAAUUUAACAUUUAAAGAACAUCGCAGUUCAUCCUUUCCAGAAUUUUAUCUUUUUUUUACAUUUUAUUCCAUCUUAGUGUCACGUUUCGUUACGUCUCAUCCGUAUUCUACGCAAACCGUUAGGUCGCGUGUGAGUCACUUAAAUCGUCCCGAUGCGCAUUGCCGAGGAACCGAAAUAAUAUCAGCACGGGUUUCGCUCGGGAUUAACAGAAGCGAGUACGUGUGUUGCGACAAUCGUGUGUGAACGAAACGAAUUUCUUUAUUCGGGGAUACGAGUGUUAUCUGUCACCUGUAACUGCGCGAUAGCGAUAAUGUUCCGUAUCAGCGCGGCUUGAUUCAUUUUGUUGUCGUUUUGUACAGUGAUUUAGCUGAAUUUUAUAAGCCGGACUUAGUAUAUAGCGUUAUUAGGUAGAAGUUCUUCAUGAUUAAUCCCGUUCAAGCGUAGCGAUAGUAGACUCUUAGACACGGCCAGUCCCGCGCGUCGUAAGUCUACGGUGACUAGAUAACAUCGUCGUGCGAGUACAAGCGAGUGUAAUGAUGCUGCAGUGCUUUUUCUUGAAUUUUUAAAUGGGCGACUUAAUAUGAAAAAGUCUCAGUUUCUGAGUUCGUACGUAUAUAUAUGCCUUGAAUAAAUAUACAUAUUUAAUUUAUA
Messenger RNA from Temnothorax curvispinosus, 8250 nucleotides. RefSeq names its product serine/threonine-protein kinase tricorner (gene trc). NCBI's taxonomy places the organism in Eukaryota, Metazoa, Arthropoda, Insecta, Hymenoptera, Formicidae. Gene Ontology annotation, biological process: peptidyl-serine phosphorylation; intracellular signal transduction. Bases 1655 to 3418 code for a protein of 587 amino acids. Gene Ontology annotation, molecular function: ATP binding; protein serine/threonine kinase activity. The transcript is spliced from 10 exons. The record is from RefSeq and is a predicted model, not a curated record.